AUGCCUAAAAAAUUAAGGCCAAAGGUGCUAUGCUAUUGCAAAGAAUGCGACGGCAAACUUGUUGAAACAAGAACUAGAAAAAAACAUGAAAGAAAUGAGAACCGACUUCAAGAAUCAAUUUCCAACUUAACGAAAAGCAAAAAAGCUAAUAAUCCAACACCAGUCUGUCUUUCGAAUUUAAAAAAUCGAUAUCAUUAUAGGUCUAUUUCUGUUGAACCUUUUGACGGUGAUACUCAUGAGGAUAAUACUGUAGCAGCAGUGACUGAUGAUGGUUACCAAUAUGAUAGUUUUAGUGAAUGCUCUACUACGAUGCCAUCUAGUAUUACAAAGAAGCGGAAAAGGCAAAGAUAUAAUCAAUUUCAGAGAGUCAAUGAUAUUAUCAGUUCGAACACUUCUGAAGAAGAAUCUGAGCAACAAGUUAAUCCAUCUAGUGAUUUAUCUAGUAGUGAUGAAGGUUCUUAUGACUUAAAUAAUGAUGAGGGCCUCCAAACGAUUGAUUUAAAUAAUGCUGAUCUAGAUUUAGAAGACUAUGUCGAUGAUUUAUUUACAGCUCCUGAUUCUUUUAACAUUGACUAUGAUUCAGAUCAGGAAAUUCCUACAAGCAUGAAUGAUAAUUUAUGGAUCCUUCUUUGGAUCUUUAAAUUUCAAGAAAGGUUUACGCAUUCUGAUGUUGCAAUUGGCUCUUUGAUAGGCUUUUUUAAUAUUUUUCUAAAAAAUAUUAAACCAAAUAAAUAUAAUGAAUUUCCAUCAACUAUCCAUAUGGCUAGAAAGUUAUUAGAAAUUAAGAAAAAAUCAAAAACUUAUGCUGUAUGUCCUACGUGUGAUAAGUUAUACAAUCUCGCGGAUAUUAUGCCAAAUGAUUCAACAAAUGUCAAAUUCGAUGGAUUCAAGUGUACUUACAUUGAAUUUUCCAAACAUCCAAUGAAAAAUCAAC
Molecule: messenger RNA, 934 nt
Organism: Ambispora leptoticha
Lineage: Eukaryota; Fungi; Glomeromycota; Glomeromycetes; Archaeosporales; Ambisporaceae
Source: the annotation of a GenBank genome assembly